AUGCAAGACAGUCUUCCUCCAGGGUUCAGAUUCCAUCCCACAGAUGAAGAGCUGAUCACGUACUAUCUGUGCUGCAAGGUUUCUGAUGCUAGCUUCACAUCGAAAGCUGUAGCAGUUGUUGAUCUCAACAAGUGUGAACCUUGGGACCUCCCAGGCAAGGCUUCGAUGGGAGAGAAAGAGUGGUACUUUUUCAACUUGAGAGACCGAAAAUAUCCAACUGGACUUCGAACCAACCGAGCCACAGAAGCUGGGUAUUGGAAAACAACUGGGAAAGACAAGGAAAUCCAUCGAGCAGGUGUGCUGGUUGGGAUGAAGAAAACCCUAGUUUUCUACAAGGGUAGAGCUCCCAGGGGUGAGAAAAGCAACUGGGUCAUGCACGAAUACAGACUAGAAAACAAACAUCCUUUCAAAUCCUCAAAGGAAGAAUGGGUGGUUUGUAGGGUGUUUCAAAAGAGCAUAUCACUGAAAAAGCCACAGCAAACAACAACAUCCUCACAGCAGCAGCAGCAGACAUCUAUUGAGUCCCCAUGCGAAGAAACAAACUCAAUCGUGAACGAAUUUGGAGACAUCGAGUUGCCAAACCUAAAUAGCAACAACAUUGCAAAUUCAUCCACUGGGUUGAUCAGCACCAUGUCCUCAACACAGAGCUGUUACAAUAAUAAUAUUAAUGAUCAUACUAGUGACGUGAACAUGAACUGGGGCGCAGCAAGAGAGGCAGCUGCAAGCGCUCUUCCGACGUUAACGUGGCCAUGGCCAUCGAACUUGCUAACUCCGUCGAACCUUUCGGUGAAUUCAUUGCUUCUUAGGGCAUUGCAACUUAGGAGUAGUAAUACAGGUGCAGCUACCCUAGAUCCCUCUUACUCAUAUAAUAAUAAUAAUAUUAAUAUUAAUAUGGAGCAAGGCAUGCCGCGGCCAAUGUCUCAGUUUGGGUCCGGCACUAGUGCAGAUAUGAAUUCAAAUUUCCAAGCAUCUUCAUCGACGAGAGAUAUGAUGGAAGCCGUGCCGCCACAGCAGCAUCCGGAGCAACCAUUCAACUUGGACUCCAUUUGGUGA
Prunus dulcis (almond) is the source of this 1053-nucleotide messenger RNA. Its product is annotated as protein CUP-SHAPED COTYLEDON 1. Lineage: Eukaryota; Viridiplantae; Streptophyta; Magnoliopsida; Rosales; Rosaceae. Gene Ontology annotation, molecular function: DNA binding. Gene Ontology annotation, biological process: regulation of DNA-templated transcription. The coding region runs from base 1 to 1053 and encodes 350 amino acids. The record is from RefSeq and is a predicted model, not a curated record. The transcript has 3 exons.